Molecule: messenger RNA, 4594 nt
Organism: Polistes dominula (European paper wasp)
Lineage: Eukaryota; Metazoa; Arthropoda; Insecta; Hymenoptera; Vespidae
Product: guanine nucleotide exchange factor DBS
Biological process (GO): intracellular signal transduction
Cellular component (GO): cytoplasm
Molecular function (GO): guanyl-nucleotide exchange factor activity; protein binding
Source: RefSeq, a predicted model, not a curated record
UGAACGAAGAUGCACACGCCGCACGGCGAGUCACGUGUCAGUAUCCACCUUACCCCUGUAGCAUAGCUUCAAUGUGAUUGGUCUCGGCUCACGAUGCGCCGUCAUGGUGGCGCCGUGCAUCUCGGCUUGCAUAAAUGAUGCGCAUAAAGAGAAAGAAAAAGAUAGAAAAUAAAUGAGAUACUCAUCUUGUGAGUGCAUAAAAAGAAGGAGAGGGAAAUAAGUGUAUUAAAGUUGUCUACAUUGCAUUUCCUUUGUCGAUUUUGUCAUUAUUAAAGAAUAAAAAGAAAGGAGAAAAUUAAAUUGGGAAUGUCACGAUUGGCCAAUCGGCGAUCGAUUUUUGAGUUAGUGCAAGCGCGCGAAAGGUUGUGGGAGGACGAAGAGAAGAAGGUUGCAAGACCGUAACUAAAGAGUCGUCGACUCCGAGUGCAUCGUUCGAGAAGGGCGGUGAGAGGAAACACCCCUCGUGUUAUACCCGUUCGUACGUUCGUAAGUUCGUUCGUCCGGUCGUUCGUUUAUAUACGUUCCUUUACUCGCUCGGUUGCUUCUUCUCUUUAUCGAUCAAAUGAGGAAACGGUAUAUCCUCAUAUAGCACUCCUGUGAGCCUCCUUUCGUCGUCGUAAGUCGGCGCGGCAUUCGACCAGAAUUCGUCGUCGUGAAGAUCGGUUAAAGCCGACAUCAGCAACACUGCAGCAGCAGCAAUAGCAGUAACAGCGGUAGCGGUUAUAGUAGAUUAGACACUAAAAAAAAAAGAACAUAGAAAAAAGAUAGAGAUAAAUAGACGUGAGUUAAUCGUCGUCGUGGAGGCAAGAUGAUCCUCCGUCGAAAAUCUGUCCACAGCUGCAAUUGUCCCUGCCAUCAACAUUGUUCGACGAGAUGCGCAGAAGAUGUCGAGAGUAUGACCGGUGAAAUAGAAAACGGGGAUCUUGCAGUUCGAGAUGUUGCAGAUCUUCUUCAACCACAAUAUGCUAUAAUUGCUGGAGGUAAGACAAGAGAAGGAUGUCCAAUAAUUACUUUUCCUGAUAAUGGUAGCUUCCAUAAUUUGACUGAUUUGGAUUAUCAGCGUCUCAUGCUAUAUCUCACUUCAGUGCCAACUUUACAAGAAGCUGAUCUUGGAUUUCACUUAAUUAUUGAUAGAAGAAAUGAUAAGUGGAAUUCAGUCAAAACAGUCUUGUUGAAAAUUUCUGGAUUUUUCCCUGGAUUGGUACACGUAGCGUAUGUUUUGCGACCAGCUGGUUUUUUACAAAAAGCUAUAUCAGAAGUGUCAAAUAAAUUGUUCAGAGAAGAUUUCAAAUUUCGAGUUAUAUUUUUAGCAAAUGUUACCGAACUCUAUGAGUUUGUAGACAAAGAUCAACUUACUGAACAAUUAGGUGGGAAUCUACCAUAUUGUCAUCAUACUUGGAUACAAAAUAGAAUUAGUUUAGAAAAAUUUUCAUCUAUGACACAAGAUGUAUCACUUGCAUUGGAUUCUUUUACUCAACGUUUAGCUGAAAUAGAAUUUCCAAAUAAUACGAUUGCUACUACAACUUUAUUAUCACAACAGCAAGCGGAAUAUAAUGAAUUGAAAGAAGAAAUACUUAGUGCUGCUAGACAUGGUGAGGCUCUUUUAGAUAGCGUACGACAAUUGACUGGCAAAAGUACACCAGAUAGAUUAGGAAAUGUUGCAGCAGUAGAAAGAUUACUUGUGCAACUAGAAGAAACCGAACGUACUUUUGACCUAUUUUGGUCGCAUCACAGUUCACGUUUGAGACACUGUCUAGCCUUGAGACAGUUCGAACAAGACUUCAGAGAGCUGCAAGCAACGUUAGAUCAACAUUUAAAAACUGUAGAAGAAAUGACCGAAGUUGGAGAGACUCAAGCAAGAGUUGAACAAUUACUCUGUGAUACAUCAGCAUUUCAAAGAAUAUGCAGGGGAGACAUAGAUCGUGCUGAGGAAGUGAUAUCUGCAGGUCAACAAUUGUUAUCUGGAAGACAUCAGUGUCCUGCGGAUGUCGUCGAACCAAAAUGCGUGGAACUUCAGAGGAUUUGUACUAUCCUUAGUCAACGAUUAGAAAGGCGAUUACAUAUGUUAACAAAAUGUAGAGAACUCAUGGAGCGUAUAGAUAAGGCUAAUACUUGGUGCACACGUGGUAUAGAAUUACUUGCAUCACAAAACAGCACUACGUCUCCAGACCAAGCACUUCAAGAACUGCAACAAUUAAUAGAAGCUGCAGAAGAAUUUCAUCAUCCUAGAUGUAUUUUUCAAGAUUCAAUCAUGCCAGAAACCAAGGCACUUAUUACUCAGGUUUUACAAAGAAUAGAAGAUGUAUCUAUGAUGUGCGAUAAAAGAAUAAUGGCACUGAAGCAACAAUUAAUUAAACCAGCAAAACCAGUUCAACCUGUAACACCAGAACCAGUAAAGCCAUUACAACCACUGCCUCAAAUUGUAAAACCUGGUAGAAUCUUGAAGAAAGCUAAUACAAUGCCAAAGAUGGAAAUGAGUCCUAUAGAAGGAGAAUCUUCAUCACCAGAAAGUGAACCACGAGAUAUAGAAGCUUUACGUUUAAAAUGCGGCCAUGUUUUAGCAGAACUUGUUGAUACCGAACGGAUUUAUGUUGCUGAAUUAGGCUCCAUUAUUAAGGGUUAUAAAUUAGAGUUAACAAAUGAAUCGAUGGCUCAUUUAAUACCAGCAGCACUCGUUGGCAAAGCUGAAGUGUUGUUUGGAAACUUAGAGGAAAUUUACAUGUUUCAUGGAGAGACAUUUCUAAGGGAUUUGGAAAACUGUAUUUCAAAUACUGAACUUGUUGCUCUUUGUUUUGUUCAAAGGAGAGAGAUAUUCUUCAGGCUGUAUAGUUAUUAUUGUCAAAAUAUUCCAAGAUCAGAAAGAUUACGAGAACAAAUACAAAACGAACCACAAUUUUUAGCAGCAUGUCAACAAAGACUCGGCCAUAAACUUCCGCUUGCAGCUUACCUUCUAAAACCUGUUCAAAGAAUUACUAAGUAUCAACUAUUAUUAAAAGAUUUAUUAAAGUAUAGCAAUGAGCCAUCGUGUUGCACAGAAUUGCAAGAAGCCAUAGAUUGUAUGCUGGUCGUAUUGAAGUGUGUUAACGAUAGCAUGCAUCAAACUGCUAUCACUGGUUUUGGUGGUGAUUUAAGUGCACAGGGUGAACUUUUAUUGCAAGGUUCAUUUAGUGUUUGGAGCAGCAGUAAACGUGAACUCAAUCUUUUAAGAUUAAAACCAUCACAACGACAUAUUUUCCUAUAUGAAAAAGCGCUUAUAUUCUGUAAGCACAGUAAGCCUCAAGCACACAAUAAAGCUACGUAUCAUUUCAAAAGAUAUUUAAAGAUGUCUCAGAUUGGUUUAACAGAAUCAGUAAAAGGUGAUGCAAGACGAUUUGAAAUUUGGCUUCAAGGUAGAGCCGAAGUUCAUACAAUACAAGCACCAAGUAUAGACGUCAAACAAUCUUGGGUAAAACAAAUCAAAGGUGUUUUAAUGUCUCAAUUAGCUGAACUUAAAGGGAAACAAAACUCGGCGUUUGGCAAAUCUAAUCACAAGCCAUUACGUCAAACGAUAUCGUGGGAAGCUCAAAGUAGUAUUUCUGGAUCUUUACGCACACUUUCAGUGGAUGGCAAUAGCGUUAUAUCACACAUAACUGAUGUGUCUCAAUCAACGGAAGACGAUGUUGCUUGGAGUUCAGAAAAUAGUAAUACUGACGAUGAAGAUGCUUUCGGUGAUAGUCCUGGUUCGGCACCUGGUGGAAGAUAUGUAGCAUUAGCAGAUUAUUGUGCUGUUGGACAAUCUGAAGUCACUAUGCAUGAAGGUGACAAUUUAGAACUACUGAAAGUUGGUUGCGCAGGUUGGUGGUUUGUUAAACUCAUAGGAACAGGUCUUGAAGGAUGGGCACCAGCCGCUUAUCUGGAACCAAUGAAUCGUAAAACAUCACGCAGUUCACAAUCGGUUAAUAGUCAAGAGACUAUAUGAAAUAGGCGAUUAACACAUUAGAUUAACUAAUGUGUUAAAUAAUCAUUACACUGUUGAGGAAUAUCAAUUGUUGAGAAUUACUGUUAAACACGGUAUUUUGAAACUUUUUUCAAGAUGAAUAUACAAAGAAGAUUAAAUGAAACUUUCUUCUAUAUAGAUUUCAGCUAAUGGUUUGUAUAUGGACUUACACUUUUCUGGUAAGGUAUUGAUGGAUAAGAUGCAUUUGGAUAAUAUUUACUUCACUUUUUAAACAUGACCGAUAUUUGGCAUGAAAUUGAAAUAUUGAAAUGUGAACAAGAUGAUUUGUUGGAUUUUAAUUACCGAUGAAAGAUGAGGCAAAUAAUUUAUUAUACCCAAUUAAUGUAAGAAUGUAAAAAAGUGAGAGAGAGCAAGAGAAAGAGAGAAAAAUGAAUUUGAUAAUUACAUUGCGUUAAAAUCUUUGCAAUGUUUCUUGAUGAUAAAUAGCGCUUAUAUUAAAUACAAAAAUGUACCUACUACAAGAUAUAUAUAUAUACAUAUAUCUUUGUAAAAGGUAGAGAAAGAUAUUUAUUAUUAAUAUAGUAUUGUACAAAAAUAAUUGCUCGGUGAUGAAUUUCCCAAAAUAUGUGCACGUACAUAUGUAUAUUUACAAUAAAA